AUGUCGGACCUGCUCAACAAGCCGCGCGCAGAGCUGUCCGAAAAAGACCUGCAGGACCUGGAGGACUACGAGUUCAACAACGGACCGCUCCGGUUGCUCACCAACGCCAUCCACAACAACGCCACAGUGCUGAUCUCGCUGCGAAACAACCACAAGCUCUUGGCCAAGGUCAAGGCCUUCGACCGCCAUUGCAACAUGAUUCUCGAGAACGUCAAGGAGAUCUGGACCGAGACCAACCCUGACGAUAGAAACAAAAAGAUGAUGCGAGAACGGUUCGUGUCCAAGAUGUUUCUCAGAGGGGAUUCUGUGAUUGUCGUUCUUAAGCACACUUGA
Ogataea parapolymorpha DL-1 is the source of this 333-nucleotide messenger RNA. RefSeq names its product Small nuclear ribonucleoprotein Sm D2. Gene Ontology annotation, cellular component: U5 snRNP; U1 snRNP; precatalytic spliceosome. The record is from RefSeq and is a predicted model, not a curated record. The transcript has a single exon. Bases 1 to 333 code for a protein of 110 amino acids. Gene Ontology annotation, biological process: RNA splicing; spliceosomal snRNP assembly. NCBI's taxonomy places the organism in Eukaryota, Fungi, Ascomycota, Pichiomycetes, Pichiales, Pichiaceae. Gene Ontology annotation, molecular function: RNA binding.